UCCCUCUCUUUCCUCGUCCGCAUGCAUUUAAUGCAUUCCCACUCUUCAUCUCUCUCCUAUUCAUACUCCUGCGUCUUUUUAUAUAUUCAUUAUUCCACUUGCAAAUUAUUUGAUUUAUUCUGCAACAUACACAAGAUUAAAGGAUGUUAUUUCAUCAUCGUCUCCUUUUCCUUUCACUUGUUUCUGCCUUUUGCCUCACAAUUUUUGCUUCUGGAGCCCCUCCUUUGGAAAAGAGUGAAGUGGAAGCUUUAAAAGAUAUAGCAAAGUCACUAGGCAAAAAAGACUGGAAUUUCAAUGUAGAUCCAUGCAGUAAUGAAACGAGUUGGGUUGCAGAAACCCAAGAUAAUGGAUCUGAGAAAAAUGUCAGCUGCUAUUGCUCCUUCUCCAAUGACACUCUUUGCCAUGUAGUCUCCAUGAAAAGAUAUAAUGGAAAAGCUGCAGCAGCAGGAAGGAUUGUUCAUGCUGCCUUUCCCCCCUCAAUCCUUCUACAAAAGGGGAUAAGGAAAGCAAUGGAAUACAAAGCUAGGAAUUGGAAGAGGAAGACGUAUCAAGCACUAAAAAUGGAAAUGUACAAGGCCACAAUACAGGAGCUUGAAAAUGGAUGAGUUGGAUUUGCAAGGAUGUGAAUUUAUGCAGUAAAUUUAUCAGCAAAUCCUGUCAGCUCAUAGAUUUAUGCAGCACGUUAUAAUUCAGGUUAACAUUUCCAUCACAAAUGAUACAGAUCAAUUGGUACUUGUGCAGCAUCUUAUUGUAGUUAGACAUUAUUCAUUUCAGCGACUUUUGUACCGUGUGAGAAUGUUUAAAGGAAAGGAGAACCUUUUUGUCACAAA
This is a messenger RNA of Mangifera indica (mango), 830 nucleotides long. RefSeq names its product probable LRR receptor-like serine/threonine-protein kinase At1g07650. The transcript is spliced from 4 exons. NCBI's taxonomy places the organism in Eukaryota, Viridiplantae, Streptophyta, Magnoliopsida, Sapindales, Anacardiaceae. The record is from RefSeq and is a predicted model, not a curated record. The coding region runs from base 144 to 605 and encodes 153 amino acids.